ACGGCCCGCGCAGAGAUCACACUACAGUCUACACUCUGCAGUCUGCCGUCUGCGCGCGAGCUUCCUCCAGUCCUAGUGCAGUGCGCGUGCGAUUUGAAAGAGUGUCUGCCUAGUCUUGAGUCUUGACUAGCGACAGCAGCAGAGCAGCACGGCGCCCUAAGGAUGUCGUGGCUCCUGGGCAAUCAGUACAAGCAGCACAGCCAGCCGCCCCCGGAGUUCCCGGGUGGCGCGGCUGGAGGAGCCGCGGGAGGUACAGGCGGUGGUGCCGGCGACCAGCCACCCUCGAAGCUGAGCAAGAGCCAAAUGGAGGCCUACAGGUUCGACUCGAGUGCCCUGGAGAGGGCCGCGGCCGCCGCCAAGGAGCUUGAACGGUCGUCUCAUGCAAAGGAUGCACUCGAGCUGUCAAAGUUGCAGGAAGCAACUAGACAAACUGAGCUACAGGCAGAGCUGAAAAAGUAUGAGGCUGGAAUUGAGCAAAUGAAAGCUGAACAAAAACGCGUAGAAGGGGAGGAGCGCAGAAAAACAAUGCAAGAGGAAACCAAACAGCAUCAGAUGCGCGCACAGUAUCAGGAUCAAUUAGCCAGGAAACGCUAUGACGAUCAGCUAGCCCAGCAGCAAAGGAUGAAUGAUGAGAAUCUGAGAAGACAAGAGGAAUCAAUAGCCAAGCAAGAAGCCAUGAGAAAAGCCACAAUUGAGCACGAGAUGGAUCUAAGGCACAAAAAUGAAAUGAGGAAAUUGGACGCUGAACUGAAGGCUAAAGCAAAGAUUGACAGGGAAAAUCAAGAUUUGAAUUUGGAGCAAAUCAGGCUAAAGGCUUCGGAGCACAGAAUCACAGUUAUGGAGUCUAUUAAAACUGCCGGUUCAGUGUUGGGUUCUGGCGCGUCAGCCCUGUUGAAAGAUUGGGACAAAAUUCUGGCAGCAGCCGGUGGUCUCUCACUAGUGGCCCUUGGUGUCUACACAGCAAAGGGCUCAACUGGCGUGGCAGGUCGCUACAUCGAAGCACGCCUUGGAAAGCCUUCACUCGUGAGAGAAACAUCGCGUUUCUCGGCUCUAGAAGCUCUGCGUCAUCCAAUUCAAACAGUCAAGAAACUCAAGCCCAAACAGACGGACGCUCUCCAAGGUGUCGUGCUUGCACCAAAACUUGAAGAGCGACUUCGAGAUAUUGCUAUUGCUACAAAGAACACAAAGCACAAUCGCGGAAUGUACAGAAAUAUACUCAUGCACGGUCCUCCUGGAACUGGUAAAACCAUGUUUGCAAAGAAAUUGGCAGAGCAUUCAGGUAUGGACUACGCGAUUCUGACAGGUGGUGACUUGGCACCUCUGGGCCGCGACGGAGUCACGGCGAUCCAUAAAGUCUUUGACUGGGCCUCGACCUCCAGACGGGGCCUUCUGCUUUUUAUUGACGAAGCUGACGCGUUUUUGCGUAAACGUUCGAGCGAGCACAUAAGCGAGGAUCUGCGUGCUAUGCUCAAUGCUUUCCUCUACCGCACGGGCGAGCAAAGCAGUAAGUUUAUGCUGGUACUCGCGUCUAACACACCUGAGCAGUUUGACUGGGCUGUAAAUGAUCGCCUCGACGAGAUGGUUGAGUUCUCGCUGCCUGGACGCGACGAACGUGAACGUCUCAUCAGAUUGUACUUUGACAAGUUCGUCUUACAACCCGCUACUGAGGGCAAACGAAGACUCAAACUCGCUCAAUUCGAUUACGGCGCGCUCUGUAGUAAGAUGGCCGAUAUGACCGAGGGUAUGUCCGGUAGAGAGCUCGCUAAACUCGGAGUUGCUUGGCAAGCUGCCGCUUAUGCCUCGGCCGACGGAGUACUCACUGAACAGAUGGUCAUCGAGAAGUGCGCCGAGUCUGUCAAACAACACAGGCAAAAGGUACAAUGGCAAAGUGAGCAAGAAAAGAAAGAGUCCAAGUCGAUCUAUGCCAGCGACAAAGAUCAGUCGGCGACUCACGUUCAGAAGAAGAAUGUUCCUGCCAUUGAGGCAUCGCCCGAACCCGUUUCUAGUUCUGUAGCUGCCAGUGCCUAAAGCUUGCGCGUCUCGAUGGCGACGACGGUAUUGAGAAUCCAAAGUUGAAAUAAAUUAGAGUUUACAAUCUAUGGCGAAAGCAAGAAGAAACGUCAUGUAAAAUUAUCAUUACAUGACUCGACAGCCAUUUUUUUGAAAAUAGUCGAACUUGAAUUCCCAAUUGCGUAGAAUUUUGAUUUCUAUGUACUUUUGUAAGAAUUCCGUUAUUGCGAAUUCGUUGGCAUUUAAAUGACUCAAAAUAGUGUACAUUUGUAUCGAAGAAAAAACGCUAAUACUAAUUAGUUUUGGAAAAAAUUCCAAAAUUGUUAUCACGCGAAUUCAUUCAUAAAUGUGUGAAUAUCAACACGUAUAUCUGAUGUGUAUGUAUAUACUGAGUUUUUAUCGGUCAAAGAAUCUAUUUUAAUAAUUUUUUUUCCUAAGUUCUAUAUUAUAUUCUGUAUUAUAUUUUACAAAAUACUGUGUCAUAAAAAAAUACAACUAUACAGGUGCAUUUUGAAAUAGAUCUGUAUUGGUAAGAACUCAGAAAUAAUGCGCAAAUAAAAAUUUCUUUGCAAAAAGUUGAAUCGCGCAAGUAAUUCUUAAGAUCAAGUUAUUGUUGUUUUCUGUUAAUAAAACAAUAGUGUAAAAAAUUUAUCCUGAAAAUCAUAGCCUUGUUAUUACAAUGUUUCAUGCUUACACAUAAGUACGUGGUUUUAUAGUAUAUUUCUGUCCUUUCAGGUAAUAAUCUGACAUCUUUUAAUAAAAAAUAUAAUUAAAUACA
Messenger RNA from Nasonia vitripennis (jewel wasp), 2788 nucleotides. It is a transcript of the gene bor, whose product is annotated as ATPase family AAA domain-containing protein 3A homolog. Lineage: Eukaryota; Metazoa; Arthropoda; Insecta; Hymenoptera; Pteromalidae. The record is from RefSeq and is a predicted model, not a curated record. Gene Ontology annotation, cellular component: mitochondrion. Gene Ontology annotation, molecular function: zinc ion binding; ATP binding; ATP hydrolysis activity. The transcript is spliced from 5 exons. Bases 163 to 2028 code for a protein of 621 amino acids. Gene Ontology annotation, biological process: mitochondrion organization.